Messenger RNA from Recurvomyces mirabilis, 1383 nucleotides. RefSeq lists its product as uncharacterized. Gene Ontology annotation, cellular component: phagophore assembly site; autophagosome; cytoplasm. The transcript has 2 exons. The record is from RefSeq and is a predicted model, not a curated record. Gene Ontology annotation, molecular function: protein serine/threonine kinase activity; ATP binding. Gene Ontology annotation, biological process: protein autophosphorylation; peptidyl-serine phosphorylation; autophagosome assembly. The coding region runs from base 1 to 1383 and encodes 460 amino acids. Lineage: Eukaryota; Fungi; Ascomycota; Dothideomycetes; Mycosphaerellales; Teratosphaeriaceae.
AUGACAACAAGUUCCGCACGACAGACGCACAGUGGCAUUUCAAAGUCUGCAUUUAGUGGACGAAGACAGCAGCCUCCUGCGCCACUAAGGACUCACAGUGCAACCGACACAAUUAUCCCGGAGCAACUAUGGGAAGCGCAAGUUGCUCAUACCCGGCACAAAUCAUCAUCUCUGGCAUCUGGAGUCUCGAGAGCCAACCCUAGAUAUGCGCGACGGGCGAGCGAACAACCCGCUGAAGCACAACGUCCCGGGCAGAAGUCGCAUCGCGCACCGGACAGCAUCCCAGAGAACACAGCCCUCGAUGUGCCUGGAGCCUAUGGCGUCUUUUCGCCACCACUCACGCCAAUACAGAGUCGUAACAGUUGCGACUCCUCGAAAUCUUCAGAUUCCGAGACAGCCAACCAGAUCGCCGAGUAUGACUUCUCCAAGCUGGACUACGAGCUAGAUCGUGCAAAGGUCAUAGGCACAGGUCUGUGGAGUACUGUCUACCUCGCGGAUGGAAAAGCAUCGCCACGUCUUGCUACCGGACGCAGCCCUCCUUCCCCGCCAACGACACCAGAUACCAAACGGCAUCUAGGUCCAUCCAGUCUGUUUGCAGUCAAGACCCCAGCCCGUGCUGACGCCAAGGAUGUCUUCCGACAAGAAGCUAAAGUCUUGACACAUCUCGUUGAGGAUCUGAGUGCGAGUCAAUUCAUCGUACCGUUCCGUGGUCUCGACACGCGCAACUGUGCCUUGGUGUUCGAUGCUGUGAUCGGAGGAUCGUUGGAGACCCUCAAUAGUCGUCUCCAGCAGAUGACUGAAAUUGGUCGUCACUUGGAGCUUGUCAAUAUAUUUCCAGGGCUCGCAGACGAUCUGAUCAGUGGGCUGGAGUUCAUGCACAGGGCAGGCGUCGUGCAUGCAGACAUCAAACCGGCGAAUAUACUCCUGGACAUCUCAGACCACUACAGUCUACCAAGACCGGUGAUUAGAGCUCGCUACAUCGACUUCUCGGCAUCCUUCCGCAUCGACUCAGACGACUCUACGGCAAAUGCAGGAGGCACAUGGGACUACAUGGCGCCUGAACAGCUACGUCUCCAGAAGGAACUUAAAGUCCCAACUUUUGCAAGCGAUAUCUGGAGUCUGGGUGUUACUCUUCUUACCUUGAUCGUUGGUGGAUCACCAUACACCGAUGCUUGUGGAAACAACCCCUUCAUGCUUCGCGAAGCCAUCAAGACUGGUGAUCCCUUGAGCUUUGCACGCAUGAAUCCAAAGGCACGGAAGCGCUUAGCUGCUUGCCAAGAUUACAUUGAUUGCUGUCGACAAGCCCUGAAGAAGGAUCGCGAGCGUAGACUCACGGCUGCGGCAUGGAAACAGUGGCUCAUCAGCCAAGAGUUUGCGAUGUAG